This is a messenger RNA of Pectinophora gossypiella (pink bollworm), 1173 nucleotides long. RefSeq names its product trans-1,2-dihydrobenzene-1,2-diol dehydrogenase-like. Gene Ontology annotation, molecular function: nucleotide binding. Lineage: Eukaryota; Metazoa; Arthropoda; Insecta; Lepidoptera; Gelechiidae. The record is from RefSeq and is a predicted model, not a curated record. The transcript has 6 exons. Bases 64 to 1071 code for a protein of 335 amino acids.
ACCAGUGAUACGACACGACACGCGACUUACUAUCGCUAGAUUAUUUGUGGGUGUUAUUUUCAGAUGGAAACAUUAAAAUGGGGAUUUGUGACUGCUGGACAACAAUGUAUGGACUUUGCAAACGCCAUCAACUCAUACGAUAAGCGUUGCGAUCCGCAGCACGAGCUGCACGCCGUGUCAGACCUGUACAACAGCAGCGGCCGCGACUUCCUCAAAUUGUACAACAUUCCUAAACUCUACGACAAUUACAAAGAGAUGGUUCCACAUGUUGACGUGGUGUACAUCGUGCUUAACAAUUCUGACAAAUACAAGUGCGCCAAAUACUGCCUGGAGCAAGGCAAGCACGUGUUAGUUGUUCCACCUUUGGCCUUGGACCUCAAGCAAGUGCAGAAACUCAUCAGCUUAUCUAAGGAGAAGAAACUCCUCUUGAUGGAGGCCCACCAUGCGCGAUUCUCUGAUACAUACAAAACACUAAAGACGGCGAUCAAUGAAGACAAGUUGGGCGACAUGAUGUACCUCCGAGCCAACUAUGGAAAAAAUUUAUACGUAACAGAGCAUCCAAGGAGCAUGUCAACUGGCAACAAUCUCACGGUGUAUAGAGGCACUUACCUGCUUGCGCUGGCGCAGCAUGUCUUUAGUGAUGACCCGGCGAAUGUGACCGUGACGGCCGUGGGUGGCAAGAACGAAGAUGACUACACCUGGACGAGCGUCGUGCUGGAGUACAGCGACGACCGGCGCGCCGUGCUCACCAUGUCCGACCAGCUCAACAUGGCCAACGAUGCCGAUAUCUACGGCACUAACGCACGCGCUACGUUGUCGAAACCAAUCAGGUUCCCCACCAAGCUUACGAUUGGCACAGAUGUGAAGGACUUCCCGCUGCACUCUUCGAAGCAGCCGUACUACAUCCAGAAUGGUGCUGGGAACAUAUUCAUGGCUAUAGAAGCGGGAAGGUGCAUCAAAAACGGCGAGUUCGAGUCGCCGUUGAUAACACACAAGGACAUGGAGGCGCGGGCGCAGUUUUUGGAGAUCAUACGGGAACAGCUUGACAUCAAGUUCAUCAUCGAGGAUUAAUUGUUAUGUCACCUACUUAUUAUAUAUAUUUCUUGAAAUUUUAUUAUUCUCAUAAUAAUAUGCAAAGUAGGUACUACUACUAAGAAAGAAAGAAAUAAAGAA